GCACACGACCUCCAACUCAUCCUUCCCGCACAUUUCUCUCUGACCCGCAUAUAGUCCUGCGAUUGCGGUUUCCCUGUUUCUGUAGUUUUCAUUCCGGAGCGAACUUGCGAAAUUGACAAAAGAAUUUGAUCCAGUUUUCUUUCUGUAUCCUUUGAGCAGUUGCGCUUAAUCCAUUUUAUCAAAUGGCUUCGUCUGUGUUCUACAAGUUCAAGUCGCAGAGAGACGAGUCUCGCAUCACGUUCGAUGGCACUGCUCUCUCUGUUUUUGACCUGAAAAAGGAGAUCAUCCUCGCAAACAACCUCGGUAAGGCUAACGACUUCGACCUCUACGUCUACGACAGCACCGGAAAGCAAGAAUACAACGAUGACCACUUCAUGAUCCCUCGCUCAUCUUCGAUCAUUGUAUCACGUCGUCCCGCGGCCCGCCCCGGAAAGGGCAAAGCUGCCAUGUAUCUCGCCGGGUCGAACGGCUCUGCGUCUGUUCCGACCUCUGAUGUCAACAAAGGAGGUAGCGGAGGCACCUGGUACAGGGGUGCCAUGUCUAAACGUUUCGAUGCACGAGACACCUCAGCAGCUCCGACAGCAAAGUCAACUCCUCCCCCAAUCAUACCCAAGUCAUCGGUAACCAAAGACGACGAAGCCGCCGCGAUGGCAGCCAUGUUCCAAGCCCAAUCGGCAAAUUGGGAGGAAACUCAAGAAAAGAUGUCUCAGUUGGUGGCGCCCUUUGUUGGGUUUCUCAUUGCGACUCGCAUCCACAAUCAACGGGGCACGGCCUUUGGCAACAGGGGAGGGAAACCUCAUGUCCCCUUUGAGCGUCAUCAGCCCGAACGCCCACUGCCUCCCAGUUAUGUCUGUUAUCGUUGUGGUAAAAAAGGUCACUGGAUACAAGAUUGUCCUACUAACAAUGAUAGAGAUUUCGACAACAAGCCAAGGAUCAAACGGACUACCGGUAUCCCUCGAAGUUUCUUGAAAGCAGUAGAUAAUCCCGACAGCGCGGACCUUAAGCAAGGUGUUAUGGUCACUCCUGAGGGUGGCUAUGUCGUUGCCCAGCCAGAUGUAGCUUCAUGGCAAAAACGAGUGACGCGGAGCAAGGCGCUUACUGCUGCGGAUAUCCGCGAGCGGCCUCCAGCCGAUCCAUCGCUUGCAUGUCCGAUAGACAACAAGUUAUUUAAAGAUGCUGUGAAGACUCCAUGUUGCGAGACAUUGUACUGCGAAGAAUGUAUCCAGACUCAUCUCCUGGAACGUGAUUUUAUGUGCCCGAAGUGCAACAAGAAAAUUCCUUCUCUUGAUAAGGUUGGCAUCGAUAAGCCUAUGCGCAUCAAGGUCGCAGACUACAUCGACAAGAAGGUUGAAGAGAGCCGCAAGGAGGCUGAAGAGGACAUCGGGUCCAACCCAGCAGCGUCCGAUCCGAACAAUUCGGGGGGCAUCUACGGGGACGAAGACCUCUACUCAGACCAGCAGCCCAACAUGGACAUGCAGAUGAUCGUUGACUCGAUUCCGCAGAUCCAAGCGCAGAUCCAGCAGCUCUCCGUGAUGAUGCAAAAUUCUUCCAUCCCGCACCACAUCCGCCAGUCGACCGAGAUGAAGUACCAGCAACUUCAGAUGCAGCUGCAGCACGCUCAGGCGCUCGCCGCCACCCUCGCCGUCGCAAGUACCCUUCAGCAACAGGAGCAGCAACAGCAACAGCAACAGCAGGUGCAACAGGCACAGAUGCAGCAGCAGCAGCAGGGACACAUGGGCAACGGAUAUGGGGGUAUGCAAGGUGGAGGGCAAGGGCAGUGGGGCAACCCGUACGCGAACCAAGCACCGCCUGGCCAGGACUCGGCGUAUCAACGACUUCCCAUCAACAAUCGACGCAGAAACUUAAAGAGGGACAGGCCGUCAGACUUCUUGGAGGUCGGCGGCGAGAGCGAGAAUAAGGUGCCAAGGUAUUGGGAGUGAAAUAGAAGAUCAUGGGAUGUUUGUUGUAUGGAUCGUCGGUAAAUUCGGACACGGUUUAU
Messenger RNA from Coniophora puteana RWD-64-598 SS2, 1999 nucleotides. Its product is annotated as DWNN-domain-containing protein. Bases 183 to 1940 code for a protein of 585 amino acids. Gene Ontology annotation, molecular function: zinc ion binding; nucleic acid binding; ubiquitin protein ligase activity. The transcript is spliced from 7 exons. Gene Ontology annotation, cellular component: nucleus. The record is from RefSeq and is a predicted model, not a curated record. Gene Ontology annotation, biological process: mRNA processing; ubiquitin-dependent protein catabolic process; protein ubiquitination. Lineage: Eukaryota; Fungi; Basidiomycota; Agaricomycetes; Boletales; Coniophoraceae.